AUGAAGUUUUAAGUAAUCCUGAUAUUGACGAUGAAGAAGAUGACGAAUUUGAUCGCCAUUUUGGCGAUAAUCUAUUUUCGAAUGACAUAAGCUCUAAGAUAGAGAAAAUAAAUAAUAAACAAUGGAAUAUUUCCAACUACAAAGAUCCAAUAUUGAAAUUGGUAUCAGAAUAUUCAACAGAACAAAUUUCAGAAGUGAAGGAAAAUAUUGUUGGAAAUUCGGAGCUAAAUUUGAGUUCUCUAAAGAUCAAGGAGAAAUUGCUUUGUUCUUGGAAAAAAUUGAAUGAAAGUAACGAUUCAGUUUUCACGGAAUUGCAAACCGGCCUCUUUCAUCAUUUUAAUAAAUAUCGCGACGUCUUAUUCACCAAUCGAUCCGUGGAAAAUUCAAAGGAAAUACGACAAAUCUAUGCCUUACAUGCUUUAAAUCAUGUUUUUAAGAAUCGUGUAUUAAAGAAUAAUGCUAAAAUUACUCGCGCGCAUUCCGUUGGCAAAGAUAUUGAGCAAGUAGUUUUAUUUAUAGAAUUUCGUGAUCAAGGUUUCACGCGACCUAAAGUUUUGAUUCUACUACCAUUCCGUAAUUCUGCUCUUAAUUUAGCAGAAAUAAUCAUAAAAUUAUCUGGAACUGAACAACAGGAGAAUCGCAAGCGAUUUUUCGAAUCUUACGGUAUUUCUCCUGGUGAAGAAAAGAUUGACCUAAACAAGCCAGCGGAUUUUUUAGAAACUUUCAAGGGCAAUAUUGAUGAUAUGUUUCGAAUUGGCAUUAAGCUCACACGAAAGUCAAUAAAAUUUUAUGCUGAAUUUUACAACGCAGACAUUAUUCUUGCCUCGCCGUUGGGAUUACGAAUGAUUAUUGGAAAUGAAGGAGACAAAAAACAUGACUUCGACUUUCUUUCUUCCAUUGAAAUAUUAAUAAUUGAUCAAUGUGAAAUAUUUCUCAUGCAAAAUUGGGAUCAUAUUGGGUAUAUAUUCAAUCAUCUGAAUUUAAUCCCCAAAAAAUCUCAUAACUGUGACUUUUCGCGCGUAAAGAAUUGGUAUCUUGACGGCAA
This is a messenger RNA of Dentiscutata heterogama, 1045 nucleotides long. Lineage: Eukaryota; Fungi; Glomeromycota; Glomeromycetes; Diversisporales; Gigasporaceae. The record is from the annotation of a GenBank genome assembly.